AUGGCUGCUAUUGGUGGGCUCACCUCGCAAAACUCCAUCCAGAUGGCCAACAUCUUAAAUAACUUCAAGAUUCCACAGCUUAGUUAUGGCUCUUUUGACCCAGUGCUGAGAGAUAAAACUCAAUUCCCUUCUUUCUAUCGGAUGGUUCCAAAUGAAAACCCUCAGUAUGAUGGCAUUGUUCAUUUACUGAAGCAUUUUGGAUGGAACUGGAUUGGCCUCCUCAUCUCUGAUGAUGACAGUGGAGAAACUUUUCUCCAAAUCCUAAGACCAAAGCUCUACCAGAACGAUAUUUGUAUUGCUUUGAUGGAAAUUGUUCCAGCAGUGACGGCUUACAUAUUUAAUAAUGAAACCCUUUCUGUAAAUGAUUUGGGAGAGAUAGCUUCUACUCUCUUUGUGAGCAGUGUCAAAGUGUUCCUUGCCCAUGGGGAUUUCCAGUCUAUGCACCAUUUACGAAUAAUUCUGGAACAUCAUGAACAUUUUCAGAUGCAUCCAUUAGAUCACAGAGUUUGGAUCAUAACAGCUCAAUGGGAUUACACAACAGCUUUCCCUUGGAGUAAAUUCACACCAAAAUCCUUCAAUGGAACUUUGUCCUUUGCACAUCACACAGACGAGGUGCCAGGAUUUCAGGACUUUUUUGAGUCUAUAAAUCCUUUUAAGGUCUCUUUUUUUUUCCUUCGUGAGUUCUGGUUUUUUACAUUUCUCUGUUCGUUUCCUCGGUAUAAUCUGUAUGGGUCAGAUCCCAAAAACUGCACUGGGGAGGAGAAGCUGGAGAGUCUCCCUAGCACUUUGUUUGAAAUGAAGAUGUCUGGGCAGAGCUACAAUAUCUACAAUGCUGUCUAUGCAGUAGCACAUGCUCUCCAUGACUUGUUUUCACUGAGAACCUAUCAGAAAGCAAUUGGGAAUCAAGACAGACAGAAUCAUCUGAGCAUUCAGCCAUGGAAGCUUCACAUUUUCCUGAGAAAUAUCCGCUUUAACAAUAGCGCGGGGGAUGAAAUAUAUUUUGAUGGGAAUGGAGACCUGGCAUCUGGAUAUGAUAUCCUCAACUUGGUUGCAUUUCCUAAUAGGUCUUUCAAGAGAGUCCAAGUUGGAACAAUGGACCCCCAGGCUCCUGCAGGCAAACAGUUUGUCAUUAAUGGAAGUGCCAUUUUGUGGAAUCAUAGAUUUAAUCAAACACCUCCCCGUGCCACAUGUGUUGAGGGUUGCCACCCUGGAUACAGCAAGAUUGUUCAGCAAGGAAAACAGGAUUGCUGCUACAAUUGCACUCAAUGCCCUGAAGGCACUGUUUCAAUCCAGACUGGUGCAGAUCAAUGUGAAAAAUGUGCAGUUGAUGAGUACCCAAAUGAGAAGCAAGAUCAAUGCAUCCCCAAAACUAUUACCUACAUAGCCUAUGGAGAACCCUUAGGAAUCAUUCUGACUUCCUUUACACUUUUCUUCUUUGCAAUCACAAUGUUGAUGAUGGGGACUUUCAUUCUGCACCAGGACACUCCCAUUGUCAAAGCCAAUAACUGGAACAUCACCUGUACACUUCUCUCCUCUCUGCUGUUUGGUUUCCUCUGCCCAUUUCUGUUCAUUGGUUGGCCUGGGAAAGUAUCUUGCCUUCUCCGACAAACACUUUUUGGCAUCAUCUUCUCUGUCUCUGUUUCUUCUGUUUUGGGAAAAACUAUCACUGUAAUUCUGGCCUUCACGGCCACAAGGCCUGGAAACAGGAUGAGGAAAUGGGUCGGGAAAGCCUUGGCAGUCUCAGUCAUCAUUCUCUGUUCUCUCAUUCAAACUGGUAUCUGUGCUGUAUGGCUAGCAACCUCUCCUCCUUUCCCGGAGUUUGACAUGCACUCCCAGAUUGACCAUAUCAUUCUGCAAUGCAAUGAAGGAUCAGUUCUCAUGUUUUAUAUGGUCUUGGGCUACAUGGGACUUCUGGCCAUCAUCAGUUUCACUGUUGCUUUCUUUGCCAGGAAGCUGCCUGAUACUUUCAAUGAAGCCAAGUUAAUCACCUUCAGCAUGUUGGUGUUCUGCAGUGUUUGGGUGUCCUUUGUCCCCACCUACUUGAGCACCAAAGGGAAAUAUAUGGUGACCGUGGAGAUCUUCUCCAUCUUGGCCUCCAGUUUUGGCUUAUUUGGUUGUAUCUUCCUCCCAAAAUGCUACAUUAUUAUACUAAGGCCAGAUCUAAACACCAGAGAGCAUCUAGUUAGUAAAAGGAAUGUCCUACGUGACUGA
Molecule: messenger RNA, 2211 nt
Organism: Rhineura floridana
Lineage: Eukaryota; Metazoa; Chordata; Lepidosauria; Squamata; Rhineuridae
Product: vomeronasal type-2 receptor 26-like
Exons: 5
Coding region: 1-2211 (736 amino acids)
Biological process (GO): G protein-coupled receptor signaling pathway
Cellular component (GO): membrane
Molecular function (GO): G protein-coupled receptor activity
Source: RefSeq, a predicted model, not a curated record